ACCGAGAGACAACAGCUGGACAUCAGUCAGCAUGCUGGGAUCUUUGAUUCUCCUGUGGAUAUGCAUCUUCUUCAUCUUCCUCCUAGUCCGGAUCCAAAGGCCGAAGAAUUUUCCUCCAGGACCUCGUCCUUUGCCAGUUUUUGGGAAUCUGCUUCAUGUGAACAUGGCCAAUCCUUUGAAGGAUUUGGAAAGAUUUGCAGAACGAUAUGGGAAUAUUUUCAGUCUGUAUACUGGAUCAAGACCAGCAGUUUUUCUGAAUAGUUUUAAGGUUAUCAAGGAAGCUCUGGUGACAAAGGCUCAAGACUUCUCAGGACGGCCUCAAGACUUCAUGAUCAGUCAUAUCUCGGAAAAUAGAGGUGUUGUAUUGGCUAACUAUGGCCCCCUUUGGAAGGAUCAUCGACGCUUUGCUUUGAUGACCAUGAGGAACUUUGGCCUGGGGAAGCAGUCCAUGGAGGAGAGAAUUCUGGGAGAGAUUUCACACAUUGUUGCUUACUUAAACAAAAAUGCUGGAGGAACUGUGAAUCCUCAAAAUAUGUUCCACCAACUUGCAUCAAAUGUUAUCGGCUUGGUUCUGUCCGGAUCCCGUUUUGAUUACAACAAUACAUUCCUCCAGAGCUUCGUUCAGCUCUUUACAGAGAUUGCAAAGAUCCUCAAUGGACCAUGGAACAUGAGGAUCAUGGUGUCUUACCUUGCCUCGCGUCCCGUGACACAGACGGUUUAGUCUCUGCUGUCUGAUGAGUUCCAGAAGCUCCGGCUUCAGAC
Pimephales promelas (fathead minnow) is the source of this 762-nucleotide messenger RNA. RefSeq names its product cytochrome P450 2B15-like. Gene Ontology annotation, biological process: xenobiotic metabolic process. Gene Ontology annotation, cellular component: cytoplasm; intracellular membrane-bounded organelle. Gene Ontology annotation, molecular function: oxidoreductase activity, acting on paired donors, with incorporation or reduction of molecular oxygen, reduced flavin or flavoprotein as one donor, and incorporation of one atom of oxygen; heme binding; iron ion binding. The record is from RefSeq and is a predicted model, not a curated record. Lineage: Eukaryota; Metazoa; Chordata; Actinopteri; Cypriniformes; Leuciscidae.